Messenger RNA from Belonocnema kinseyi, 4895 nucleotides. RefSeq lists its product as uncharacterized. The transcript is spliced from 11 exons. NCBI's taxonomy places the organism in Eukaryota, Metazoa, Arthropoda, Insecta, Hymenoptera, Cynipidae. Gene Ontology annotation, molecular function: phosphotyrosine residue binding. The record is from RefSeq and is a predicted model, not a curated record. Bases 1 to 3714 code for a protein of 1237 amino acids.
AUGGCUUUCUCCACUCUCAUCUUCCUCAUUAGGUUCUAUUCCUCGUCUCUUUCACGACCAAACUGGUACGGGGAAAUUCGACCAUUAAAAGACGGGGGAAAGGGUGGAAGCUUUGGCAUCGCAUGGUCGUUCAAAGGAGCGAACUUCACUCAAAGUCCACCCAGUUCUUGUACCAGUUCGGAGGGCGGAGGCGAAGCAAUGAAACGUAGUCCAGAGGCUGGUACAACAGUCCCUAAUCAUCUACUAUCCUUAACCUUCCAUCACUCUAUCUUCUUCCUUUCGUUCCGUCCUAUCAAGACUUUUGACAAAGAGACUCCAGGCACCAUCACCAACAUCCCUGUAUCCUUCAGGAAUGAAAGACCACCCUUACCAAGUCGGGUCCUUACACGUCGCUCAAUUAUACAGAGUGCCACAAGGAAGAGUUUUCAAGAUCAUGGAACUUACAUCAUCCCUGCGAACCAUCAUCUUCAAGACAACCCUUGUCAAUUGCUAAAUCGAAGACUUUUUCCUCUCAACAAGUUGUGUUCGAAACUUCCGACAUUGGAGAAACUUCGUGACUUGGAGAUAGUUAGAGUUGUUGUGAUUUCACUGUGCGAUGAUUACAGUUUGCCGGUUGAUUUCGUGAAUAAGAGGCGUCCAGUUAGUGCAGCGGCUGCUACUUCCACUGUCCAAUGGUCCUUGCCAAGUCCUACAAUCGAUAAAACGGAUGUCGAGGUUGUAGAGCAGUAUAGUGAUCCCAGAGAUAGCAAAAGUAAAUCUUAUGUUGACCCGGGCGCUGAAUCACCGUUGCCGGCGAUUUACAGUAAAGUAAAUCGAAACUACAGUCGACCCUAUACAGAUCCCUCAGCAUCUGGGUCGUCCUGUGAAGAUGACGAGAUAGGAAGAUUGUCAAGCAACAGAGCCCGAACUUUGAAAAACUUUACAGCUUCAAUUAAAGGGAAAUUUGAAAAAGAUACACACAAAACAAAUGACGGUGUGAUAGUCGACUGUGUUGCAUUAGUUCACGUUCCUGAAUCUCCAACAGAGCCGUCACAUGUUCGUCAUCCCUCUCCCUACUACUACGGCGAUCUCUUCAAAGUGCCAGAUGUACCCCGUCCGCAGAACAAAUAUCGUAAAAGUCUGAGCCUCGAUGUUCCUGAAGAACACUCAAAGACGCCAGGUCUCCACAAACGAAAUUCUGUAACUGGUGAUGGAAAUGGAUCUCCCUCCGCUGUCCAAGGUCAGUCUCAGAAUCAGAACCAGAACCAGGAUCUAGUUAGUCCGACUUCCGGAAGCGAGCAUGCCAUCCAGAGGAGCGAAAUUCUCUCUGGUAGCAUCAUCACUGAGUGGGACAAGUCUCUCAUGCCAUCAACUCGGCUCCUGAGCAAUGACCCUGCGACCAACGUCUGCACUUGCAAUCCUUCGAAUGAAGAUGAUGAGCUAGAGACGAAGAAGCCGCAGGUUGCGCGGCAGAAGGUCCGGAAGCUUCGCAAACCGCGGAAGAUUGAUCCUCAGCCGAUUCUCGUUGAGGACGAGGACGACGAGGAAGGGGAAGUUGAAGACGAAGAAGAAGAGAUGGCAAGACAGCGCCACCUUUAUGAGACAGCGUUCGAUUGCAAAAUCAGCAGAUCGGAUGAUGAUCUCGAUGACCUUGAUCGGGUGAUCAAUCAUCCUAUUCUACAUUCACAGAUGCGAACAAGUAGUACCGCUCCACUAUCGAGAGCGAGUUCGUCAACAGAAUCGUCCAAGCAUCAGCAAGCCUUGCAACAGCAAGUUCCUACAACCAAGGAUCAUCGCCGAAAGGUAGUGAUCCUGCGCCCAAAACCGAUCCCAAGUCGGCUUCAUCAGCAAUCCGACAAUAUCUCGAGCCUCUCCCAGGAAAUUGAUUCCCUCCAAAUGAAUUCGAGUGACGAAAAGACUGGAUCGCCAAGAUUACCAACUCGAGGCUACAACCCAUCGCCGCCGUCCACGGCGCCUUUGCCUGCAAAGUUCCACGGGAACCGGGAUAAUUUGCUACUUAAUAUACGUAGUGCACCCAAUCUGCCUUCUCAGCCAGAUCAUCCAAGACUAAAGGACAUGAGACUGCCCGUGAAGUCCCUGAGAGCAAAGGACUCUCCCCAGAGUAGCGAGAGCAGUAUUCUUGAAAUCAAGGGACGACCAAAGAGCUUCGUUUCGGAAUCCACCGAAUGCCAAGCGCGCCGUUUUGACAAGGACCUGAUUCUUGAAUUCAAAGGCAGGCCCAGAGAGGAGAGACAACGUCCACGAAGUCUGAUCCGCGAGAGCAGACCCAUCAUGGAGUUCAAAGGAAGGCCGCAUGAAGCGGAAGGUGAUGUUCCCAAACCUAGGAGGGAGCACUGUCUACUGGACUUCAAGCUACGCAACAACAGAAGAAGACCUGGAUACUCGAGCACUGAAAGUAUGGCUACGAGUAGCAGCGGUGGGAGUAUGGAGUCACUCAGAAGCAGUACAAGUGAGGGAAACAGGUCCACUUCGAGUUCGGAGAGUCAUCACAGCACCAGUUUGAGUUCUCACAGUUCUGACAGUGGCACUACCAACUGCUUCCAUCAUCAUCACCAUCAUCAGCAGCCAAUUCUCUCCGGAUUCCUCACGCAUCACUCGAACAAACUUCAUAUCCUCUCGCCCAUUUCUGACAAAUCCUCGCAGGAACCGGCUUCUGAGACUUCGGACAACAAUCGCAACAACAAUUCCCAGAAAGCCUCGCCCGAGGAAGUUACAGAGAAUCUGACUACAGUUAAUACAAACACAAAUGCGACAACGCCGACAGAUACGUCUUUCAAGAAGCGACGAGUGCCGCAGAACAAGAAUCUCAUCAAUUUGGCGCUGCAGUCGUCAUCGUCGGGUGAUGCGGAAAUCCAGGGAUCGGAUAGUGGGAUCUCGAUAGAGUCCAGGGCUGGAAUCAAGUGCAAACCUUUUGGAUUCCAUGUGCCGAAACCGCAGUUGGAUAAUCUCAAUCUGAAUAAUGUUGAUAAUGAGGCCGAGUUGUCGGACUUGCCGUUCGAUAUGCCGAAGCUUCGGAGGAGGAGGUUGCUCAUGCAGCAAGAUGCUACGACUUCCGGAAGUGCCACCAGCGUUGAUUUGAGAGACCUGCCGUUUGAUAUGCCGAAGCUCAGGAGAAGGUUGAGAUGCACCCAGAGCACGGAGUCCAGUGCAUCCCAGGCGUCUUCGAGUCUCUCUGUUCGGGAUUUGGAACCGCCUUCUGCCUUCGGCGGCGGCUUGGCGAGACCGAAGAUGACUUUGAAUCUGGAUGGUGGAAAUGGGGUCGGAAAUGCUUCUGGAACAGGAGAGGCCAACCAACUUGGGCCGAAGAAACCUGCCGGCUUGAGCCUAGGACUUCCUCUGGAGCUUUCAGCGUCCCGAGUAGCUGCGGACCUCGUUGACGUAGACCUUCCUUUAGAGAGACAAGGAUGGUACCAUGGAUCUAUAACUCGAAUCGAAGCUGAAGCUGUUCUCCGACUUUUACGGGAAGGGAGUUACCUCGUCAGAAAUAGUGAAUCUACAAAGCAAGAUUAUUCGCUCUCGUUAAAGAGCGCCCGAGGUUUCAUGCACAUGCGCAUACAGAAACACGAAGACAUAAAGGCCUUCAUUUUGGGCCAGUUUAGCAAACCAUUCGACACAAUACCGGAAAUGGUUCGGCAUUUCAGCGUCAACCGUCUUCCAAUUCGAGGCGCUGAACACAUGUGUCUUCUGCAUCCCGUCAUCGCCCAGCUUUUGUAGCGCAACUAUCGCAGCGCCCUCUAAAGGCGCUCAUUUCCCUAUUUUCCCAUUUUUUUCCCCCAAAAAUCAGCGAAGUUCCAAAAAAAAGGCAAAAAAAUCACCUCUAAAUUUGCCCACCCGAUUCUACCGUUUCCGAUUGACGAGAAAUGCCGCGAAUUUUUUUUUGCCAACCGCGCCACUUCCGGUUAAUGAUGGAAGCCAAUCCGGAUUGGUGUCACAUGGCCUGGGCAAUAGGACAAUAAUUUAAUGGAUCCAAUCUUGCUAAUCGGCAUUGUCGUCAGCAGCAUUUUUCAUUUUUUCGGAUGGAGAAGUUACGGAUUUUUAAGGUAAAGCCUAGUCUCACCUGUGAUCUGUUAUUCCAUUGUAACCCGUAUCUGUUGGUCAGUGCGUGCAAUAUCUGUAUCGUAAUUAUUUUUUAAUGAUAAGGAAAGAGAACGUUCUUGUAAAAGGGCCGUUUCUGGAUAGAAAUUCCUGCUCUGAAAUUUUGCGUAAACAGCUUCAAGGUUAUUUACCAUUUCGAUGAAGCAUUUUGCGUAAACAACUUCAAGGUUAUUUCUUAUUUGGAUUGAGCAUUUUGCGUAAACAACUGAUUUUGCGUAAACAGCUCAAGGAUAUUUAUCAUAUUGAUCAAGCAUUUUUCGCAAACAGCUUUAAGGAUAUUAAUAAUUUCGAUCACGCAUUUUGCGUAACACACUUCAAGGUUAUUUAUCAUUUCGAUAAAGCAUUCCCCGUAAACAGCUUCAAGGCCAUUUAUCAUUUCCAAUAGACCGGCAAGCUAGAAAUUAUUAAACAAAAUUGAAAUUCUUACAUUUUAAUCAUUAAUAAUUGAGAACUUUCAAUUAACCAUCUUUUUACAAUUUUUCGUAAACAGCUUCAAGGUUAUUAAUCAUUUCGAUGAAUCGUUUUACGUAAAUUUCUUGAAGGUUAUUUGUCAUUUUGAUUAAUCAUUUCGCGUAAAUAUUUUCAAGGUUAUAUUUUAUAGAGUAUUUAAUGGACCGGAAAGCCGGAAAUGAUUGAAAAAUUCGAAAUUGUUAAAUUUUAAUCAUUGAUAUUUGAGAUUUUUCAAUUAAUCAUGUUUUUUUUUCAAGUUUUGUAUAAACAGCUAGUUUUGCGUAAACUGCUUCAAGUUUAUUUAUAAUUUCGAUUAAGCAUUUUGCUUAAACAAUUUCAAUUUUAUAUUU